Messenger RNA from Rhagoletis zephyria (snowberry fruit fly), 1131 nucleotides. The record is from RefSeq and is a predicted model, not a curated record. Lineage: Eukaryota; Metazoa; Arthropoda; Insecta; Diptera; Tephritidae.
AUGAAUCCGAAUGAGGCUUAUCGCUUUUUCACUCAGCUCCUCGACGGUAUACAGUACCUCCAUCAAAAGGGCAUCGUGCAUCGAGAUAUCAAGCCGGAAAAUCUACUUAUCGACUCUAAAGAUAAUCUCAAAAUAUCUGAUUUCGGUUUUGCUACCCUGUUUCGUCAUCGUGGCCAAGAGCGCGCCCUCGACCAGAAGUGUGGUUCAUUUCCCUAUAUGGCGCCUGAAGUGUUUUCUCGCCUUCACCACAAGGCCGAGCCGAUUGAUGUUUGGAGUUGUGGAAUUGUUCUGGUCACAAUGCUCUCUGGCAGACUUCCUUGGGACAAAGCUGUUCCUGAGCUUAACAUGGACUACAAAAAGUGGGCUUUAGGCAAAGUUAUGGUUUCAUCUGAUCCUUGGAAACGAAUUGACAAUGUGGCUCUUUCUCUUCUUAAAUGCAUUCUUGAGCCAACCGUUUCUAAGCGCUACACAAUUAAAGAUAUUCGAGAGCAUCGGUAUUUCAACAAAAAUGCCGUCGUUCGCGAGUAUACGCCCGAUUUUCGCGUUAUCAAACGCCAGUGCAACGGGUUCCAUUCACAGCCUACCCUCAAACUACGCAACAAAAGCUCUUCCCAAGUUUACCGCCUGAAUAGCUCUGUGGAUGAUGCUAACGAAGCUUUAGAUGAUUUUCUCAGUACUCCGCUUCAUGGCUUCAACACGUACUCACAGCCAAUCAACAUUGAUGACAUGUUUGUCAGUACUCAAACUCAAAUGGAAAUAAUGAACUCCGAGUUGGAAAAUGUUGAAAACAGCAGCAACAAUACUCAGCCUGGAACUCGACUGUACAUGAGACUUGUGCGUCGCUUGACUCGAUUCAUCACCAAGCUCAACUUUGCCGAGACAAUGCAUUCGCUGUCUGAUACGUUUAAAAGCUUCAAGAGUUACAAUUUCAAGAAGAGCUUUCAAGGACAGUUUGCAAUCACUACUAAUGAUAAGAAUCGUCACCCUCUCUCGUUCAAGGUGACUGUUACCGAAAAUGAUAAAGGAAAAACUCUGGUCGACUUUCGACUGUCAAAGGGUGAUGGAAUUGAGUUCAAGCGUCAAUUUCUGGCCAUAAAGAAUCUCCUCACUCCAAUCAUUGAGCAGCCAUAG